AUGAGUGACCCGAUGGAAUUCUACCCUUCUGCAUCCUCAUCGACCUCGAGGCGUUCAACAAGGUCCUCUUCGAAACGUUCUUAUUCUUCAUCACAUCGACGAUCGGUUUCUCCAGAUCGUUCUUGGGACCAUCGUCGUAGGCGUAGUCCUUCUCCACAACCACACCCACCACCACCACCACCAAGCUACAUGCCGUCUUCUUCUUCCGAUAUGCGUGCCUAUGAUCCUUAUUAUGAUGUACCUCGAAAGCGAGCACGAACAAAAGAUUAUCCUCCACCCUCACCCGAACCAAAGCCUACCCAUAUGCUGGAUAUCUAUCACCCCUCUGUGCUCGGCAGCAAAGUGAUGGUGCGCACGCUACCCGAUAUCAAAGGCACGCAGCUGAAUACACGCGUUUCUCCACAUCCUGAAAUAUCCCAGGCGAUAUUUGAGACAUUGGCUGAAAAUAAGAGAGCACGUUUGGUGCAGUAUUACAUGUCAAAUGUCCGUGACCCUGAUGUAGAUCAUGUGAUUUGGACAUCCGUCUCGGUGCGUGCUCUUAAUCCAAAGGACAAAGUGGAAGCCUUUUAUUUCGGUGCCUAUGCAUGUUGUUGGGAAAAACCUGUCGAUCGUCGUGGUCUUGCUGCAGCAUUUCAAGGAGUGGCAAAGACAAACAUCUUCGCAGAGUAUUCGGCUGCGCUUGCUGCGCUCCAAGCAUGUCCACCUGGUGAUAGCGUACUUAUCAAAACAAGCAGUGGUCCUAUUGCACAUGGUCUAUUGAAAGGAACAUUUCCACAAAGCGACUCUAAUGGACCUCGACCCCCUCAUGUCAAUAUAAGAGAUGCCUUUAUGCAGCUUGUUGAACAACGACGUGGCAGAGUGUAUAUUCGGGUUGUUCCCUCCAAGUCAAUGAUUCCAGUGGGCGCCAAAGUGGUCAGAAUGGCAGAAAAAGCAAGAAGAGAUUACGAGGCUUCAGUACUUCCAGAAUCAGAAUUACCUUUGAAUGCAAUGGCAAAGCGUCAAUCACCUCCUGCACCCACACCAUCCCAUAUUCAAGAUACCAUCCACCGUGGAGCACAUCAACAUCAUCAUGCGUCUACUACUUCUAUUACUACUACUGCUGCUACUACUACUGCUACUAUGGAUAGGUCGAGGGUACGAUCACCACCACCACCACCACCAUCACAGCAACCACUCACAUCACCCACGAUGCCACAACAUUAUCGGUGGAAUGAUGUUGACAAUUAUCGACCCUCGUCUCCUCAAGCUCGUUCUCCCGUUGAAAGUCAUCGAUCACGAUUAGAUCAUUCAACAUCACCAGUACGAGCAAGAGACCCACGUAUUCGUAGGAUGGAAGAAAAUAUGCAAAUGCAACAACAACAACAGCAGCAACGGAUGGAAUACCACUACCAUCAUCACCACCAUCCUCCUCGCAUUCCCAUGGCAGCAGCGUCAUCUGCAAAUCUUGGCGGCAGUGGUGGUGGUGAUAGUUCCCUAAGGGAACAACGACAACGCCGCCCUCUUUACAAUGACGCCUUUUCCAUGUCGGAUAAUGUGGACAACACGAGCAGUAGUAGUAGUAGUAGCGGUGGCACCAACAACCGUAGCCAAAUGGCUAGGAAGUUGGAUGUUACUGCUGACAGUGAUGAUGAUGAGGAUGAGGUCUUUUAUGAUGCAAAGGAUUAUUUGGAGGAUUAUGAUGAUGAAGCAUUGGAAGAUGGUAAAGACGUGUCUCCUCCUCGCCGAAUGGCUCAAGCGGCGAUAGCUGCCAAGGGAUCCAUCUCUGCGUGGGUCAAUACAAUGUUUGACAAGUAUCAUAUCCAAUAG
Lichtheimia ornata is the source of this 1806-nucleotide messenger RNA. RefSeq lists its product as uncharacterized. The record is from RefSeq and is a predicted model, not a curated record. The transcript is spliced from 7 exons. Gene Ontology annotation, molecular function: nucleic acid binding. NCBI's taxonomy places the organism in Eukaryota, Fungi, Mucoromycota, Mucoromycetes, Mucorales, Lichtheimiaceae. Bases 1 to 1806 code for a protein of 601 amino acids.